AUGUCGACUACCGUGGACUCCGCGUCACGACCACCUGUGCCGACCAGCUUGCGGGAGCUGCUCGAGAGGGUUCCACAGGUGCUCAACGCCCAGUCACCCGGUGCGCUUCACAUGCAGUCGCGCGCCAGCGCUGAUGCCAUGGAGAGUGUAAGUCGCGCUGAGGCGCGCUUGCUCAAGUCCGCGGAGACGUUCCACCCGCCUACGUUCAGCGUGUCUGUGCUGGAAAACCUUGGGCGCAGGGAUCCGUUCAUCGAGCCGGGCGAUGAGGACUUCCCGGACCAGGCGGCCGACGAUGACCUCGAGGCGGAGCGGCGGCGGGUAGACGAGAUCGCGGACCGCGCUCUCUCCGAGCAGCAACCUCUCAGGUCCUCCGCCGAAAGAGUCGAGGAGCAGGCCACACACCUGCAGGAACGGAUAAAGGGCUUGACGUUGCAGGUCGAGGCGGACCCCGGUCUCCGUUCUUCCGGCGGCGCCAGGCUGUCGAUCAUGGACAAGGUCUACGCCGGGGAUGAUCGCGCCGACGACAAGGCGCGAGAGGCGGAUCUCCGCAACGAGCAGACGUUGUUGAGGGAGGACAGCCAGGCCUUGGGUGCCGUCGAGGCGAAGAGAACGGCGCUGGCGGAGAGAGCAGCCGCCGUGCGGGCGGAGCUCUUGCUGCAGCAGCGAGAGGUAGACCUCCUGGAGAGGGAGCAGCACGCGGUGGCGCUGGCAGCGGCGGAAACGGCGGCCACAGGAGCAGGAGGGGCGGCGGCAGGGUCGACCGGGUGGAGGGCGGAAGCCUCCAGGGAGAUGGAGAACCUCGUCGGGGUUGCGGGGAUGCCGGGAGCCCGGCUGGAGGCCUGCGAGCGGGAGGAGGACGCCCUCGUGCGGAGGAACGCAGGCAUCCGGGACUGGUACGCGGCCACGGUCGCUAAGGUGGAAAACCUGGGAGGUGUUCGGCUGUCCCACCGGUUGCUCUUCGGCACCGGCGCCGGCGGCAGGGUGGAGGGGAUGGAGCUCAUGGUGAGCCUCGGCUCGGGGCUGACCAUGGAAGUGACCGUGUCCGCGGCGGACGGGAAGCUUAGCUCCGCGCAGCUCUGCCACGGCCAGGGGGGCGGGGGGGCGGCGAGUUUUGCAGGGAUUUCUCCGUCCGAGCUGGAGGAGAUGAGGCGCGCCGCGGACGCGCUUCCCGCCCCGCAGAACCUGGGGAAGCUCGUAAUCGAGGCCCUGAGCCGGGCGACGUGCGCAGCGGUGAGAGAAGAGCACGUGCGGCAGGUGCGGCGCAGGUAUCUGACGGGGUACCGCCCGCCGAGCCGCGAGGUAACCGUCACGAUGGGCGCCGGGAUCGUGGCGUGUUUCCGCCUGGCCGUGGACUAUCCGAAGGUGGUGGGCGGGGCGGAGGUGGUGGCGCUCACCGGCGUCGGCGGCUGGUCGGCGCACGAAACCGAGCAGCUCUGUCGCCGAGUCAACGACAUGGCCCUCCCGACGCUCAUGGCCACCAUGGACGUGCUUGAGGCAGAGGUGGAGGCCAUGGAAGGGGGGAGUUGA
Messenger RNA from Ectocarpus siliculosus, 1527 nucleotides. Lineage: Eukaryota; Phaeophyceae; Ectocarpales; Ectocarpaceae. The record is from the annotation of a GenBank genome assembly.